This is a messenger RNA of Cyphellophora europaea CBS 101466, 789 nucleotides long. RefSeq lists its product as uncharacterized. The transcript has a single exon. Lineage: Eukaryota; Fungi; Ascomycota; Eurotiomycetes; Chaetothyriales; Cyphellophoraceae. The record is from RefSeq and is a predicted model, not a curated record. Bases 1 to 789 code for a protein of 262 amino acids.
AUGUCUGACAGAGCGGUAGUCGGUUGGAUCAAGGAGUAUGGGAGCUUUGGUACCUUCUUCUCCUACGGUCUUGACCUGUUCGAGAAGAUUCCUAUCGUAUGCUCUUUAGCCAAGGAAUGUCUCAAUCAUUGGCGAGCUGUACGCAACGGCCAGCGACAGCCAUCAAGUUCCAGAGUCGAUCAGGUCGAACCCGACUCACAUGCACCAUCUCCACCAAACGCACCACCCGCACCACCCGCAUCGAUCUCCAGGAGAGUUACUCACCUGAUCUCAUGGCUCGAGGCAUGGGAAAGCCCAGAGCCGAGUGCUGAGGCAGCACAGUCAAAGCAGGGCCACCGCGCCGCAGGAGAGUUCUACCGGCAGGCUCUGCUGAUAUACCUGAAAGCCUGCUGCGUCGAACACGCUCCCGAUGCCUUCAUGGGACCAUCCACCGUGCCUAAUGAGGGUUCCGAGUUCUGGCCGUUGCCCAGCGCCAAGAUGCUCGCAGACAUAGCGGGCCACACCGAGAUAGUCAUGGGCCUCGCGCCGAUCCUAGGCAUGUCCCGCUACGGAGCAACGUCGUUGUGGCCCUUGAUCAUUGCCAGCUCCUGCUUCACCGAUGAAGACAAACGAGCGCUGCUGAUUGAAUCCAUGGACAACACCGCAUCGUAUUUCUACGGCGCGGCCCAGCUCGAACGAGUCGUGAACGUCGCGCAGAUCUUGUGGCGGGAUGAGGGACGCAAAGCCUUUGGGCCUUACGGGCUGGAAAUGAUCAUGAAGGAACAUGCUUACAAUCUGAGCAUGUCAUGA